CUUGCGGCAGCAGCGUGACUUACGGCUGCCCCCUAGUGAGGAGCAGUUGCGGACGAAUGAGAAUGCGGGAUUGGGUUCGAAGGUGUCCUGGGCGGGCUACCUUCCAAAAUGACCCAGUCGGUGGUCGUACAGGUCGGCCAGUGCGGAAACCAGAUCGGUUGUUGCUUCUGGGACCUGGCCCUGAGGGAGCACGCGGCGGUCAACCAGAAAGGAAUUUAUGAUGAGGCAAUAAGCAGCUUCUUUAGAAAUGUGGAUACCAGAGUGGUUGGUGGUGGUGGCAGCAUUUCCAAGGGGAAAAUACGUUCUUUGAAAGCACGAGCUGUCUUGAUUGACAUGGAAGAAGGGGUAGUGAAUGAAAUUCUUCAGGGACCAUUGAGAGAUGUAUUUGAUAGCAAGCAGCUCAUCACUGAUAUUUCUGGCUCAGGAAAUAACUGGGCUGUGGGGCACAAAGUUUUUGGCAGUCUUUACCAAGAACAGAUUUUAGAAAAACUCAGAAAGUCGGCAGAGCACUGUGAUUGUUUGCAGUGUUUCUUUAUAAUACACUCCAUGGGAGGAGGAACAGGAUCUGGACUUGGUACAUUUCUUUUAAAGGUGCUUGAAGAUGAAUUCCCAGAAGUAUACAGAUUUGUGACUUCAGUUUAUCCUUCUGGUGAGGAUGAUGUCAUAACUUCACCUUAUAAUAGCAUCUUGGCAAUGAAGGAACUUAAUGAGCAUGCAGACUGUGUGUUGCCCAUUGAUAAUCAAUCUUUAUUUGACAUCAUUAGCAAAAUUGACCUCAUGGUGAAUUCUGGAAAGUUGGGUAAAACUGUGAAGCCCAAGAGUCUGAUUACUUCAAGUGCUGGGACUUUUAAAAAGCAGCACAAGAGGCCCUUUGAUGCAAUGAACAACAUUGUGGCAAAUUUGAUGCUUAACCUAACAAGCUCUUCAAGGUUUGAAGGAUCCCUUAACAUGGACAUUAAUGAAAUCAGCAUGAAUUUAGUUCCUUUUCCACAACUUCAUUAUCUUGUGUCAAGCCUAACACCUCUAUAUACACUGGCAGACAUUAAUGUUCCUCCUCGGAGGUUGGAUCAGAUGUUUUCAGAUGCCUUUAGUAAAGAUUACCAACUAAUUCAAGCAGAUCCCAAACAUAGCCUAUAUCUCGCCUGUGCCCUCAUGGUUAGGGGAAAUGUACAGAUUUCAGAUCUUCGCAGAAAUAUUGAAAGAUUAAAACCUUCUCUACAUUUUGUCUCCUGGAAUCAAGAAGGCUGGAAGACCAGCCUGUGUUCUGUACCGCCUGUGGGCCAUUCUCAUUCAUUAUUAGCUUUAGCAAAUAACACAUGCGUGAAGCCUACCUUUGUGGAACUGAGAGAGAGAUUCAUGAGGCUCUACAAGAAAAAGUACAGAGACACAGAGACAGAAAGGGAGGAAGGAAGGAAAGAAAUGAAGGAAGGAAGACAAGAAGAAAUCAAAGAAAUGAAAAGGACUAGGAAAGCAAAUAUCCUGAAGAACUCGAAAUGGCUAGAGUCUCUGGAAGGGAAAGAGGAAGGACUUACCUGUGCCAGCCCGGUGAAGAGAAGAGUGGAACAGAGGAGCCCCUGCAUGUCGCUGGGAUGCAGCUGGCCUGAGAGAUGGGAAAGUGGGGGCUCCUCAUGCUGGGGACACACAAAGCUUCCCUGUCUUCUCUGAAGGAGCCGCCUCCACCUCCGGGCACUGGCUUCCACACUGGCUUUCCUUUCAGUACCCUGCUUACUUUCAUGUGUCUCUUCCAGAAAUACCUUCACAGCUAGGAUGAAGUGUGUCAGGAGAGGGCCAGGGCUUUCCUCCAGGGAUUCAAGGGCAGAUCCAGCGAUGGCUUUUCUUUAAGUAAAUGUGCUCACUUUUCCGGAGAUCAGAGUCUGCCCUUGGGCAAAAUGGAGGCAUUACUUUCCAUUCCUGGCCCUCUGCCUCUCCUCUGUGAUUUCCCUGCUCCAGCUCCUCUCUGGGCUGCUUUCCUUCCUCCUUUGCCCUCAAGCAGAGGGCUAGCCUGGUCUCUCCGCUUCCUGCCUCACCACAGCCUGGCCCUGUUGAUGGGUUUCUCACUUCCCAUCAACAACCAAUUUCUAAAAGGCCAUUUCUGAUUCGCCAGCUGUUGACUUUCGGACGUUUCCACAUGCUCUGCAUUAAACACAAUCCUCACACCAGGUGGACCAUGAUUGGAAAGGAAAAACCCAGCCUGAGAAAAGCUACUUUCUGUGGCCACAAUUCCAUGGCAAAUAAAAGUAAAGCUAACUCCAAUCUUCCCAAGCCUAUGAUCAAACGUUUGUGCUAGUAACAGUCAUUUGGAUUAAAGUUUUGUUUUAAAAACUUA
Messenger RNA from Marmota monax (woodchuck), 2326 nucleotides. RefSeq names its product tubulin epsilon 1 (gene Tube1). The coding region runs from base 109 to 1665 and encodes 518 amino acids. NCBI's taxonomy places the organism in Eukaryota, Metazoa, Chordata, Mammalia, Rodentia, Sciuridae. The transcript is spliced from 13 exons. Gene Ontology annotation, biological process: mitotic cell cycle; microtubule cytoskeleton organization. Gene Ontology annotation, cellular component: cytoplasm; microtubule. The record is from RefSeq and is a predicted model, not a curated record. Gene Ontology annotation, molecular function: GTP binding; structural constituent of cytoskeleton.